CCCGCUCCGGAGCCGCCCGGGACGCCGGGAGGAGGGCUGCUUGGCCGGGACUGCCCGUGGCGCCGCGCUCCUGCACGCUCCCGGCCGGCCCCCACAGGUGCCAUGACUCAGCAGCCCCAGGAGGGCUUCGACAGGAGCGUGGAGGACGCCCGGGAGUGGAUGAAGGCUGUGCAGGAGCGGCUGCAGGUCAAUGACAACACCCAGGGGCCCCGUGCGGCCCUGGAGGCCAGGCUGCGGGAGACCGAGAAAAUAUGCCAGCUGGAGCCGGAGGGCUGCGUAAAGGUGGACGUGGUGCUGCGGGCGGCUGAGGCCCUCCUGGCGACCUGCCGCGAGGACCAGAAGCCCGAGAUCCUGGCCCAGCUGAGGGACAUCAAGGCCCAGUGGGAGGAGACGGUCACCUACAUGACCCACUGUCACAGCCGCAUCGAGUGGGUGUGGCUGCACUGGAGCGAGUACCUGCUGGCCCGGGACGAGUUCUACCGCUGGUUCCAGAAGAUGACGGUGGCCCUGGAGCCCCCCGCGGAGCUGCAGCUGGGCCUGAAGGAGAAGCAGUGGCAGCUGAGCCACGCACAGGUGCUGCUGCACAACGUGGACAGCCAGGCUGUGCUCCUGGACCGGCUGCUGGAGGAGGCGGCCUCCUUGUUCAACAGGAUCGGGGACCCCAGCGUGGACGAGGAGGCCCAGAAGAGGAUGAAGGCCGAGUACAACGCAGUGAAGGCCAAAGCCCAGAACCGGGUGGACCUGCUGGGGCGGGUGACCCAGGAGCAUGAGCGUUUCCAGGCGAGCGUGGACGAGUUCCAGCUGUGGCUGAAGGCAGUGGUGGAGAGGGUGAACAGCUGCAUGGGGCGCAACUGCCAGCUGACCACCAAGCACCGGCUCUCGGCGCUGCAGGACAUCGCCAGUGACUUUCCCAGGGGUGAGGAGUGUCUGAAGAGGCUGGAGGAGCAGGCCGUGGGGGUCAUCCAGAACACCUCUCCUUUGGGUGCAGAGAAGAUCACCGAGGAGCUGGAGGAGAUGCAGAACGUUCUGGAGAAGCUGCGUGGGCUCUGGGAGGAGGAGGAGGGGCGGCUGCGGGGCCUCCUCAAGUCCAAGGGAGCCUGUGAGCGGCAGAGGAAGCAGCUGGAGGCCGAGCUGGCCGAGUUCAGGAAGGGCCUCCAGAGACUGGAGGAGGAGGGCCUGGAGCCCACAGCCGAGGCGGGGACCGAGGACGAGCUGGUGGCCCGCUGGAGACUCCACUCGGCGACCCGGGCGACGCUGGCCGCCGAGGAGCCGCGGGUGGACCGGCUGCAGGCCCAGCUGAAGGAGCUCAUCGCUUCCCACCAGGACCCGCAGCCGCUCUCGGACAGAGUGGUCGCUGCCAUCCAGCAGUACCAGAGCAUGAAGGCGGAGAGCACCAGGCAGCGGAACGCGGCGGGCGUGGCGCUGUGGCAGCGCCUCCAGCGGCCCCUGCAGGCCCUGCAGCUGUGGCGGGCUCUGGCCCAGAGGCUCCUGGAUGUCACCACCAGCCUUCCGGACCCGCCCUCCAUCCACACCUUCCUGCCGCAGAUUGAGGCGGCCCUGGCAGAAAGCUCCCGCCUGAAGGAGGAGCUGACGAUGCUGCAGCUGAAGAAAGAGCUGCUGGGCGGCAUCUUUGGCCAGGAGCAAGCCACGACCCUGCUGGAGCAGGUGGCCACCUCCGUGAGGGACAGAGACCUGUUGCACAACCGCCUUCUGCAGAGGAAGAGCAAACUGCAGAGCUCUCUCACUCAGCACAAGGACUUUAGAGCGGCUUUUGAGCCCCUGCAGAGGAAGCUCUUGGAUCUCCAAAUCAGGGUCAAAGCUGAGAAUGGGCUUCAGCGGGACCUUCAGGGGAAACAGGCCCAGCUCUCCAGGUUGCAGGGGCUGCAGGAGGAGGGGCUGGACCUGGGGGCGCAGGUGGAGGCCACGAGGCCUCUCGUCCAGGGGAACCCCACCCACCAGCACAAACUGGACCAGCUUUCCGCCGACUACCAGGCCCUGCAGAGGUCUCUGGAGGACCUCGUGGACGGGCGCCGGCAGAGUGUGCGGGAACAUUGCACCUUUAGCCACGAGCUUCUGGAGCUGCGACAGUGGAUUGCUGUGCUCACGCAGAAGCUGGAGUCCCACUGUGGGGACACGAGCCCGUGGGAUGCCCAGUCCCGGGAGAUCGAGGUCCAGGGACUGCUGGCCGAAUUCCCGGAGAAGGAGGCCCAGCUGCCCCUGAUCGAAGCACACGGCCGGCUGGUGAUGGAGAAGUCUUCUCCAGAGGGGGCUGCUCUGGUCCGGGAGGAGCUGGAGGAGCUGGCGGAGUCGUGGGGGGCCCUGAGGCAGCUGGAGGAAAGCCUGCUGAGCCUCAUCAGAAACCAGCAGCUGCAGAGGACGGAAGUGGAUUCAGGGAAGAAAAUGAUUUUCACCAACAACAUCCCAAAGACCGGGUUUCUUAUCACCCCCACGGAUCUUAUAUCCCGACAUCACCGUCAGGCGAAUCUGCUCCAGGAGGAAGGCAGCCGUGAAGAUUUCUCACGGCUCCUGGGGAAUUUUGAGCACUGGUUGCAGGUGGAGAAUUCCAAGCUGAUUAGAAUCAUCGCCAUGAGAACUGCCUCCACCAAGGACUUGAGGACCAGAGAAACAAAGCUGCAGGAGCUGGAGGCUCGCGUACCAGAAGGUCAGCAUCUCUUUGAAAACCUCCUUCGUCUCGAGCCAGCAAUGGGGUCCUCAGAUGAGCUGGAGGAUCUGCGCUACCGGUGGAUGCUGUACAAGUCCAAACUCAAGGACUCCAGCCACCUGCUGACGCAGAGUUCUCUGGGGAAGCCGACUGGAUUCCAGAAGGCGCGGCGGAGGCGAGGGCUGAGCUCCCUCUGCCGGAAGGCGUGCUGCGUGGCGCUCCCGCUGCAGCUGCUCCUGCUCUGCUUCCUGCUGCUGCUCUUCCUGCUGCCUGUCGGGGAAGAGGACCGCAGCUGCACGCUGGCCAACAACUUUGCCCGCUCCUUCACGCUCAUGCUCCGCUACGACGGCCCCCCGCCCACCUAGCCCACUGCGGGCACACAGGGGACUUUCUUCUUCAAACUUCCAUCAGCCGGGGCUCCUCCAGAGGAUGCUGAGGAAACUGGAAACCGGGGCAGGCCAGAGCCGGCAGGGCUGCAUCCGUGUAAAUACUGUAUCGACGUUCCCAAAACAAUAUUACUUUUUAUACAGUGUUGUCUUAGUCUGUUUAUACUAAAUGUGUACUAUGGGAGUAAUGGCCAGCUUUUUUAUCUGCUCUGUAUGUCAGUGCUCAGGAUUUAUAGCUCCAUAUAUGACCUCUCUUUCUAGUUGGAGAAACUCCUAGCAGUUUGCGUGUCCAGUGGGAUCGCGUGGCAUUUUUGCCUCGGUCUGCAGUCAGCCCUGGAAAGCAGGAACCAUAACAUGUCACUUUUAUGGCCCCCUCCUACUCAGAAGCCAAGCCCCAGACCCAGAUGUUCACGUAGAGGUGAACAUGGAAGAACAGCGCAGGCCCUCGCUCGGAGCCCGGGCGCUCCUGCUUUCCGCACAGUGAGAACAGCCAGGCUCCUCUAGGCUUUGGGAUGACGGCAGACCGGGUGCUGUGGAUCAGAAGCAGAAAUGGCGCUGAUCCCGGGCAGGCCCAGUGGCAGCAGUGAAAAGUGGCAAGUGACAGAAUGAAAUUAAGGGGGGAAAAGAAGAACCACGGUGAGCAGACCCAGAGAUGAGCAAGCAGAGCAGGACGGGGACGUGCAUGCAGGAGCCCUGACAGCCCAGGCCAGCGAUGGAGGUCGCGGUCGGGGCACUGGGCCUGCAGGAAAUGCUCAGCUCGUGCUCCGUGUGUUCUCUGCCCUGUUCAGGGAGCAAACAAAGGAGAGAAGGCCUGCCGUUAAGUUUCCCACGCGGGACGGGGCACACGCUCCACGUGCAGCGUGCCCCCGACAGUGCCGGGGAAGCAGCGUUCCUUGGGCUGAGUUUUUCACCACCUACGACUCAGGCUGAAGGAACGGAGGGGAGCACCUGCCACACCAGGGACCAGGGAUCGAGGGUCCAAGACAGAGGUGACAGUUCAGCUGUGGAGCUCGGCCUGUCUGAGGCGCGCUCCCUCCGCCUUCCAGAAGGGACUUUGGAGAGAGCUGGUCCUCUGGGUCAAGAGUGUCUCACACACGUGCCCACAAGGGACCCAGGGUCCAGGCGCCCCACACCGGGCCCCUCUGCAGGGGCUCUGCACUCCGGCCCACCCACCACCUGGGAAGGGGCCGGGCUGAUGCUAUGCUGGGCCCUGAGGCUGGAAAUAUGUCCCUUUCUCCCCAGGGAAUUCUGACGCCGUUCCUAAGUGCUUCACAGCUGGAUCAGAUUUUCCCUAAAUCAGCACUAGGUUUUCCUUUUUAAAAGAUGCUUAGUGCCCACUCUUUGCAAAUUGAUUUUUGUCCGUUCAGCUACACAGAGAAGACCAACGAGGGGAUCCUCAGACCAAGAAAGGCCUUUAAUCAGAGGGGAAACUGAAGACCCAAGAGGGUCCAGCCCCCCAGCGCCUUGCCCCUCCCCACUGCUCUCUGCAGCGCCCGGACCCCUCCUUCCUGGCACAGGCCCGGCCUGGGCAGAGCUCUCAGCGGCCUCCCUGUGACUGGGAAGAGCUGGAUACUCGCUGGGUGCUCACCGGGCAGGAAAACAGUGUUGCCGAGAAGGGCUCUUGGUGCUGACUCAGAAAGCAUGCUUUUCUCAAGAUGUCUGGAAACCAAACCACCAGGCCAUUCUCUGCAGGUGACUGACCGCUUUACUGGAAAAUCAGGGGCUGCGUGAACCACGACCUCAGGCCCAGGCAGCCAAGCCCAGAUGCUCACUGGGUUGUGUUGGUCCAGCCCUAGAAGGUCAGCGGUGUGGCCAGGGCCUUCGAACUUCUCCACUCCCGCUCUCCCACGUCAUGGUGAGCAGGUGGAGGCCCAGAGAGGGGAAGUAACACCCGUGGCCACACAGCGAGAAACAGCAUGGCUGGAGCCCAUCCUGGUCACUCACUGCUGCCCCCAGGCGGCGCCCUGCGCAGGACAGUGCCGCCCCCCUGUAGGUGACCUCGGAAACAAAGAGCUGUUUGAGGUGAAGGCAGUUGUGUCACGUGUCCUGCGUGUUGGGGAGGGAGACAUUGUCAUUGUCACGUGUGGGCUGGCGGGUGGGGGUGACUAUAUUUUUUUAAACUUUGACAAUGAUGCCCUAGAGUCUGUUUGUUUGCAUAAUUUUUUUUAAAAAAAGAAUUGAUAUUUUCAUUACUUUCAUAUAAAUACAGCUAUGAUACGCUACAGCCACC
Molecule: messenger RNA, 5278 nt
Organism: Vicugna pacos (alpaca)
Lineage: Eukaryota; Metazoa; Chordata; Mammalia; Artiodactyla; Camelidae
Gene: SYNE3
Product: spectrin repeat containing nuclear envelope family member 3
Biological process (GO): nuclear migration
Cellular component (GO): meiotic nuclear membrane microtubule tethering complex; cytoplasm; nuclear outer membrane
Molecular function (GO): actin filament binding
Source: RefSeq, a predicted model, not a curated record